This is a messenger RNA of Oncorhynchus masou masou (cherry salmon), 2928 nucleotides long. Its product is annotated as lysM and putative peptidoglycan-binding domain-containing protein 1-like. Bases 1 to 687 code for a protein of 228 amino acids. NCBI's taxonomy places the organism in Eukaryota, Metazoa, Chordata, Actinopteri, Salmoniformes, Salmonidae. The record is from RefSeq and is a predicted model, not a curated record. The transcript has 3 exons.
AUGUUCCACGGGGAACGGGCUCCUCUUUCAACCAGUGGAGACGGUCUAGUCCCCGUUAACCGCACGAGGUCAUACGGCAGUCUUGUACAAUCCAACCUUUCUCCGGUACGACAAAGACGAAUUGAACACCUAGUUCAACCAGGAGAGACGCUGCAAGGACUCGCGUUGAAAUAUGGAGUAUCCAUGGAACAAAUCAAAAGAGCAAAUAGACUGUACACGAAUGACUCGAUAUUCGUAAAGAAGUCUCUUUCUAUCCCUGUGCUGUCAGACUACAACAGUGAUGCUAAUAGUGGGGUAGAUGUGACUGAGGAGGACUCAGGCCAGGUACAGGACAGUACAAGUACAGAAGGCUCUACUCAAAAUGGGAAGCCAGUGAACAACUCUGAAAAGACACAAGAAGGCAUAUCAGAACUUUCUCCAAUGAAUUUCUUAAAAAGGAUGGAUCGUAUGAUCAGCCAGUCCAAGCAAGCUGUGAAAAGAUGCCAAGAGGGAGAAAAACGAUUGACAUCUUUGGAAGCUUGUACCACAAGCAAGACAACAGACCGUCGAUUUACAAGGUCAAACAGUGCCACGGUCGUCACCUCUCCCAGAAUGCAUCAGCAAGCCAUACAUGGUGCAUUGCCCCUCACCAUCACCAAAUGCACCAAGAAACUGAGAGAACGAGAGGAUGAGAUCUUUGAGUUGUGAUUUCAUUGCCUCUGUCAGGCAGAUCAUGGGACACAUGUACUAAUGCAUAAAUCAAAGGGAUUGGCCGCCAAGCUAAUCUGGCAAAACAGAUUUAGGAGAGUUCUUAUUUUCACUAACGAGUAACCUGCUGCUCUAUGGACUUGGUACUUGAAAGUUGGUCGUUAGCACUGUUGAUAUAAUUGUUUUGCUGGGAGAAUGAGUUUCAUUUUGACAAUACACUACUGGUCAAAAGUUUUAGAACACCUACUCAUUCAAUGGUUUUCUUUAUUUUGACUAUUUUCUCCAUUUGUAGUGAAGACAUAAAUUAUAAAAUAAAACAUAUGGAAUCAUGUAGUAAACAAAUCAAAAUAUAUUAUAUAUUUUAGGUUCUUCAAAGUAGCCACCCUUUGCCUUAAUGACAGCUCUGCACACUCUUGGCAUUCUCUCAACCAGCUUCAUGAGGAAUGCUUUUCCAACAAUCUUGAAGGAGUUCCCACAUACGCUGAGCACUUGUUUGCUGCUUUUCCUUCACUCUGCAGUCCGACUCAUCUCAAUUUGGUUGAUGUCGGGGCAUUGUGGAGGCCAGGUCAUCUGCACUCCAUCACUUAUUGGUAAAAUAGCCCUUACUCAGCCUGGAGGUGUGUUGGGUCAUUGUUCUGUUGGAAAACAAAUGAUAGUCCCACUUAGCCCAAACCAGAUGGGAUGGAAUAUCGCUGCAGAAUGCUGUGGUAGCCAAGCUGGUUAAGGGUGCCUUGAAAUCGAAAUAAAUCACAGUACCACCAGCAAAGCACCAUAACACCUCCAUGCUUUACGGCAGGAAUUGCACAAGCAGAGAUCAUCCGUUCACCCACACCUCGUCUCACAAAGACAUGGCGGUUGGAAUCAAAAAUUUGGACUCCAGAACAAAGGACAGAUUUCUACCGGUCUAAUGUCCAUUGCUCGUAUUUCUUGGCCCCAGAAAAUCUCUUAUUAUUAUUGGUGUACUUUAGUAGUGGUUUCUAUGUAUCAAUUCAACCAUGAAGGCCUGACUCACCCAGUCUCCUCUGAACAGUUGAUGUUGAGAUGUGUCUGUUACUUGAACUCUGAAGCAUUUAUUUGGACUGCAAUUUCUGAGGCUGGUUACUCAACUGAACUUGUCCUCUGCAGCAGAGGUAACUCUGGGUCUUCCAUUCCUGUGACAAUCCUCAUGAGAGCCAGGUUCAUCAUAACGCUCUAUGGUUUUUGCGACUGCACUUGAAGUAACUUUCAAAGUUCUUGAAAUGUUCCGUAUUGACUGACCUCCAUGUCUUACAGUAAUGAUGGAUUGUCGUUUCUCUUUGCUAUUUGAACUGUUCUUGCCAUAAUAUAGACUUGGUAUUUUACCAAAUAGGGCUAUCUUCUGUAUACCACCCCUACCUUGUCAAAACACAACUGAUUGGCUCAAACGCAUUAAGAAGGAAAGAAAUUCCACAAAUUAACUUUUAAGAAGGCACACCUGUUAAUGCAUUCUAGGUGACUACCUCAUGACGCUGGUUGAGAGAAUGCCAAUAGUGUGCAAAGCUGUCAUCAAGGCAAAGGGUGGCUAUUUGAAGAAUCUCAAAUAUAAAAUAUAUUUUGAUAUCUUUAACCAUUUGUUUGAUUACUAAAUGAUAUGUUAUUUCAUAGUUUUGAUGUCUUCACUACAAUGUAGAAAAUAGUGAAAGUAGAGAAAAACCCUUGAAUGAGUAGGUGUUCUUAUACACUACCGGUCAAAAGUUUUAGAAGACUUCUUAUUAAAUAAUGAACUAUUUCCAAGUUAUUUCAAGAUGUAGUACAUUGAUUACGUAUUUUAUAUUAGCCAUGUCCAGAACAGCAAUGGUCGUCCGUUUACUACACAAGACGAGAGUCAGAAUGUGGCACUUUGGAGUUGUGUUUGUAUGUUAGUGUGAUCUUGUAACUCUCCAAGUUAUGUUUGGCCACAGGCGCAAGAUCAUGUGAGUUAUGCUUCCUCGUCGUGUCUUAUGCAAUGUCAGAAAUGUGAAAAAUAUGCAAGUCUUGGAGAACAAUAGAAGUUGACUCUAAAAAAUAUAUUUAUUAUUGAAACCAAUGUGAGUUGGUAUAGCCUAGUCUUCAUUGGGUGUUUGUUACAAUUAUGCAUUGGUGUACAUAUUUAUUUUUAGAAGAAUACUGAGCAAUUGCACUUUCUUUUUCUAAUCUUGGCACUAGGUUGUAGGCAGUGGUAAGGUUGUAUGUAUUGUAUUGUUAACACUGAAUUAGCCAUACUCAAUUAAAGUGUGAAACUUG